AUGGCCGGCCUCAGCCCCCAAAUCACCAACCUUGUCAUCAUCCUGGGUAUGAUGCAGGUGUCGAAGCGCAUCCCCUUUGACGACCCCAACGUCCUCAUGGGCGUCCGCGGCCUGUACAUUGCCAGCAAUGUCAUCAUCGCCCUCAUCUAUCUCUACAUCCAGUCGGCCAUCAACAAGAAGAAGGACAUGACCACGCUCAAGUACGUCGAGCCCGCGCCUAUGGGCUCCACCGAGGAGGGCAAGCUCGUCACCACCACGGUCCACGCCUACGACAUCCAGCAGCUGCGCACCGCCUUCCGCGGCCAGGCCAUGGGCGUCGCCAUGAUGGGCUUCAUGCACCUGUACAUGAAGUACACCAACCCGCUUCUCAUCCAGUCCAUCAUCCCUCUCAAGAGCGCCCUCGAGGGCAACCUGGCCAAGAUCUACCUGUACGGCCAGCCCGCCGUCGGCGACCUCAAGCGCCCCUUCAAGCAGGCUGCUGGCUUCAUGAGCGCCAUGCAGAACGGCACGGCCCAGAGCGACAAGAAGGCCGUCGAGGCCGCCGAGCGGGCCGGCCGUGGCGGUGUCAAGGAGGAGUAA
This is a messenger RNA of Purpureocillium lilacinum, 579 nucleotides long. RefSeq lists its product as uncharacterized. Gene Ontology annotation, cellular component: mitochondrion; endoplasmic reticulum. Lineage: Eukaryota; Fungi; Ascomycota; Sordariomycetes; Hypocreales; Ophiocordycipitaceae. Gene Ontology annotation, biological process: protein targeting to ER. The record is from RefSeq and is a predicted model, not a curated record.